Colletotrichum paranaense is the source of this 2205-nucleotide messenger RNA. RefSeq lists its product as uncharacterized. The record is from RefSeq and is a predicted model, not a curated record. The coding region runs from base 1 to 2205 and encodes 734 amino acids. NCBI's taxonomy places the organism in Eukaryota, Fungi, Ascomycota, Sordariomycetes, Glomerellales, Glomerellaceae. The transcript has 4 exons.
AUGUUUGAUCUAAGCAAGUCGGCCAACAGCGACAUGGUAUUUCAGAAGCUCGAGUUUGAUAAGAGAUCGUAUACUGAAGAGCCGUACUACCCCCUGGAGCCUGAAGCCCAACAAUGUCUACCCGAGCCGGAAGAUGCUGCAACAGAGGACCUGGCAUCUACGAUAACAGGUCCACGCGUUUCGACCGAUGGCACGACGAAGUACAACCGUAUUGCGGAAGACGACACCGAUGGCGCCGUACCAGUGGUUGACUUACCCAACAACAGGUUGGGCUUUUUCACCAUCGUAACAGAUUGCGCCGCUGUGGUUCUUCCCUUGGGUCUCAUUGUCUUCAUUGUCAUUGUGUGGCGCCUUGACGGUUCCGAGAGUACCGAAAGCUCCCGCGGGGCUUGGCGAAACGCAAUCACGAUCCUCGCGACUGCUUUUCCGAUCCUGUUUGCGUCAGUUGCAGGUGGUCUUACAUAUGAAGCGGCUCGCUGGAAGCUAGAAAUCGGCACGACCCUCGGUUCUCUCGAGCAGUUCCUAGGCAGCCGAACGGUCGGCGCCACCCUACUCAAUCUGAUCCAACUUCGAUCAUUCAAUAUUGUGGGUGCUACUUUGGUAUUGAUAUGGGCACUCUCGCCUUUGGGCACUCAAUCUAUUUUGAGAAUGAUGUCCUCACAAAUCGCCCCGGACAACAGAAACACGACGAUAACCUACUUCGACACCAACGCCGAGAGUCAGGCCAUACAGUGGGCGACCUGGGUGGGAUUUUCAUACUCAACCUCCAUGGCGAGCUUCCGACCCAUGUCGACAUUGUAUAACACCCUGAUUUCAAUGCCUGAAGGACUCAAAGCGGAUGCUAUGGAUGUCUGGGGCAAUGUCAAAAUACCUUUCCUGAAGCGCUUAGACACAAAUGACUGGUUGGACUUGGAUCAAGAUCUCGGUGUGAAUGAGUAUUCGUCUUUGGCCGGGAUCCCUCUCAACAGCAUCGAAGUUGGACACACCGUAUUUUCACUAGAGUCUAGCUACAUUAGCUUAGACUGCUCGGAUGUUGAAAGCCUCAAGAUGGAUCUAGGAGCCGACGAUCUGCUGAAAGAAGAGGUAUUUCACGACGACCUAUCAGCCGCUUCUCUGGCUGUAGACACCAGGUACACAAGAAACGCCAAGUUGCCAAAUGGUACAUGGCAUGGAUACGACUACACAAGAAACGUCUCCGGGCUAGAUUCAACCUGGAUUCUGGCGCUCGACAGAUUUGUAGAUCGGAUAUGGUCGAUGAAACCUGCUGAUUAUCCUACAAAACCAGUCGUUGGUCCUUUGCAUGGUCGUGUCGAGGAAAUGCAUCGGCCCCUCUUAUUCAAAGAUGAGCAACAUGUCAACGCUGGGCCGGCGACUCUUCUAUUCCAAAGCAUAUUCCCCCCUCAGGAAAACCACCCAGGAUGUUCAGCAAAGAGCCUCUGCAGGGUAUCUCAGGAGUACGCCGAGUCCCGCGUCAACUGUUCUCGCACGGCUCGCACCGACAGAAACAACUGCACCGUGAUAGCCCAGCGGAAAUCUCAGAAGAAAAAUGCUCCUGGGGAUAUAUCUCAGCUAUCGUUCCCCGCCGUCUUUGACUUUGUCUCUCGCGAGCUUCCGCUCUCCAUCGGAGGCUCUACGGCGUACAAGUCCGAGUUUUCGCUUUACCACCUCGCUGAUCCAGGGCUUAGACAACUGAGGUCCGACGAUUACUGCAUCAUAGAAAGUGUCACAGCCAAAGAUAUGGGAGUUCGACUUAGCCAGCUCCUCAAUACCUACCUCUUGAUUAGCCAGCUUUCGUUCGAGAUUGCGGAGUGGGAUGCGGAUAAACCAACGUUUAGGGCCAAGAUCUCCGUCGAUGCAGAAACAAGUACCCCUGUGAUCAACUUUGAGAUCUCCUCAUUAUGGGUUACGCUUUUCUUGGUCGCGAGUAUCGUGCUUCUUGCAGCUGGUAUCUCGAGCGUCGUCCUCAAGCACUGCACAUAUGGGCCAGAGAUCCUUGGUUACGCUUCUACUGUGUUACGAGAUUCGAGAUUUUUUGAUGUGCCAAGAGACUAUAGAAGGCUGGAUGGGAUUGAUCUGUCGCGCAAGAUGAAAUGUGAGCGGCUUCGUUUUGGCUUAGUACAAGACUUGAAGGAGGGACAGCCUCGAACGGGAGUUGGUUAUCAAGAGAGUACGGGUCGAUUAGGGAAACAACGGAGUCGUGACUGA